AUGGGAAUAGGUCAUUUGAUUAAGAAUUUUGAUCAGCCGGAACUCGUCGUGGCAAAUUUAACAGAUAACAUAUUGUUUGCAAUGAUAUUGGGAAAGAUGUUCAUAUGCAGACGCAGCUGCGAGACAAUGAUCAAGUUUCUGAAAAGCAUCGAAAUUGAUUUCACGACAAAGAUGUACGACAAUGUUCAGGAGAAGAUGGUGUAUCUAUAUUAUAACAAAAUCGCACUGUUUUUUGUGAAAAUGUCGACAUUUUUGGCAGGAUUAGCGGCCACGUUGUAUUACUUUAGGACAUUUUUCGAAAAUUGGAGCGCGAUGAUGUCCGGUAAUUUUUCGUAUAAAUUACCGUAUCCGGUUCAUCCCUUCUUUGAGAUCAAGGACACUUCUACGUACAUAUGCAUUUGCGUCUAUCUGGCGUUAGCUGUAGCGAUUAUAAUAUGCGGUUAUGCUGGACCAGAUGCUUUCGUACUCAGCAUGGCUCUUCAUAUUUGCGGUCAGUUUGCCGUUUUAUCAUGCAAAGUCAAUCAUUUGUUAAAAGAUCAUGAGAAUUAUCACCGCAAUAUCAGUAACAUCGUAUUGAGGCAUUAUCACCUAAUAAGAUUAGCAGAGACCUUAGAAAACAAUUUUAAUAUAAUAUGCCUGCAGCAAACUCUAGGCACUGUAUUGUUGCUCUGUUUCACAUUAUAUCAUAUGCUUGCGACUUCGGGAUAUGGUGAUAAUACUACUGUUCUUGCUUUUGCAUUAUAUAUGUGUUGCGUAUUUAGUACAAUUCUUGCUUACUGCUAUAUAGGGGAGUGCCUUAUCACUGAGAGCACUGCAUUACGUGAAGCAUUUUACAAUUCCGAUUGGUACAAUAAUCCGCCAUCAACAUCAAAACUAAUCAACAUUUGUAUGGUUCGAUCUGAAAGACCAUUAAUGUUGACUGCUGGUAAAUUCUGCGGAUUAUCAUUGAAUACUUUUACGAGUAUCGUGAAAACAUCGAUGGCGUAUCUGUCUGUGUUACGCAAGUUCAUGUAA
Molecule: messenger RNA, 1014 nt
Organism: Cyphomyrmex costatus
Lineage: Eukaryota; Metazoa; Arthropoda; Insecta; Hymenoptera; Formicidae
Product: odorant receptor 4-like
Exons: 6
Coding region: 1-1014 (337 amino acids)
Biological process (GO): sensory perception of smell; detection of chemical stimulus involved in sensory perception of smell
Cellular component (GO): plasma membrane
Molecular function (GO): olfactory receptor activity; odorant binding
Source: RefSeq, a predicted model, not a curated record